AUAGUAUUUCAAAAUUCUAAUCAAAAGUUUUUUUGUUGUUGUUGGAAUUCUUGGUUUAAUCUUCAUAAUUAAACAUCAUUAAGUUUCAUUAAAUAUUGCGCAGAUCUAUUUUAUUAUCAAAUCUAAUAAAUAAACAUAUGAUAAGUUUUAUUUACAAAAAAUGGUCAAAAAAAGAUCGUUUGCAAAUAAAACCGUUGCAGGUUCAUCAUCAUCAUCAUCAUCAACAACAACAACGCUUGAUAUUAAACCGGAGGAUAGGAAAACACUUGAAGAUGAUUUAAAUUUAUUGGAUCAUUCAAUCAUAAGAGAACCGAUUAAUGUCGGUAUUAAAAAUGUUCAUCAAAUUAUUACCUGUAUAAGUGAUGGUACAAAAGAGAUUAAAGAUUUAAUCCUUAAUGAAUGCAAUAUCAUUUAUGAAUGUCGUGUUUGUCGUAAUCUGUUUCGAAGUUUAGCAAAUUUUCUGGCACAUAAACGAUUGUAUUGUAAGAAACAUUGCUGUGAACAAAUGGUUCUAUUUGAUCAGAAUUGGUUUACGGAAAAACAAGACAAUUUUAUUAAACCUGAAACUUAUUCGGUUGAUUCGGAAUUGAAAUCAAAAAUAAUCACUCCAUCGGAUAAAAAUUCUAAUAAUGAUCAAGAGUUAAAAUCAAAUAAAAAUUUUGUUAAUGUUACUACCUGUGAUAAAAAAGAUUGUUUGGAUGAUAAAAUCCGUAAACGAUCAGCAGAUAACACUAGUUUGAUUACUACUCAACAAAGAAUUGUGAAAAAGAAACGUAUUGAAAAUUUAGUAAGCAAAUUAAAUCCACCGGCAACGACAUCAAUACCUAUAAUUGAUUCUUCAAUGAACUCUGAAAUCACGAAAAACGAUAAAUCGGACACUGCCGAAGAUAAUCUCGAUAUAAAAACUAUUGUCAAAAACACCAAAAGUGAUUCAGAGAAACAAAUCGAAAAUGAAUUCGCAUCAUUUUAUAAGACAACGUUUGCUGUCAAAAUCGAUUUUGUUUGUGAAUAUUGUGAUGCUAGUUGUACAUAUCUUUCUUCAGCUAUUCGUCAUUUAAUGAAUAGUCAUAGUAUGUCUCGGAUUUCAGCUAAAAAAUUUGUGCUUGAUUAUGGAAAAAAACACGGAAUCUCUAUAAAAGAAGACAUAAAUGAUGAUUGUUGUCGCCAAAAUACAGAGGAUGAAUCUAUCAUCGAAUCUGAAAUAAAAAUUGAAGAUCCUGUCGACUGUUUCGAGCCAAUACAAGCAGCAAAUUGUCCUUCACCAAAAGAAAAUUUAAAUUCACAAAAUGUUACUACUGAUUAUGAUAUACCUGAAUCCAAUGAGAAUCAAACCACCCCCAAAAAUAAACGUUAUGAAACACGUUGUUCGAUUCGAAAAAAGUGUUUUUAUAAUUGUAAUUCUCAAUCAUGUUUUUUCUCCAAACAUUGUCCAAAAACAACGAACAAUGAUCAAUCAAUUCAGUAUAAUCAGAAUCAUAUUUCAAACAAAGAAAUCGAUAGUGAAAUUAAAAAUGGUGAUCAACCAAAAGAUAAUGAGAUGGUUGAUGACCAACUUCAGUCCUCUUCAUCAUCCACUUCUAAUUCGACUAUGGUCGAUCUUUUGUCUAUAUCUGUCAAAAAAAGAUCACAAAAUGUUAUCAAAAAGAAAAAAUUAAAAAAGAUUAAGGAAUCUGUUCCAAUUCUUCGUAAUAUUGAAACAAAAGAUUGUGAUAACAAUGAAUUAGAAUCACAACAAGAAACGGCGAAAUUAAAUUUCAAACCAUUCAAUCCAACGUCUACGAUCAUAUCAUCAUCGUUAUCAUCAUCUUCAUCAUCAUCAUCAUUUGGUGAAAAUAAUUCUGAAUAUCAUUCAAUAUCGGAUGGUUUUGAAAAUUUUCAUAAUAGUUCUGAAGAUUCCAGUUUAUCAAAUCUACAAAACAAUAAUAAUAAUAAUAAUGUUGAUAGUUUAGAAUUUGAUUUGCAAAAAAUUCAAUCGCAGGACGACGUUAUUAGAGCAAAAAUUUUUGACCAUGAAAUCGAACCAGUUGUUGAAUCAACUCAUUCACCAUUGGUAACAAAAUUAUCGUUACGAAAAUUUGAUCAUGAUCAUUCUCAUCACAAAAAUCCACAUAAAGAAUCAAGAUUAAAACUUCAUCUGAGGACAACUGGAUCGAAAAAAUGUUAUCAAAUUGUCGAUACUUGAUCGAUUUGUAUUCACUGUUCAUUGCCCUUUAUUGUAUUGAUAAAAACCUGUGAUUU
Messenger RNA from Dermatophagoides pteronyssinus (European house dust mite), 2238 nucleotides. RefSeq lists its product as uncharacterized. NCBI's taxonomy places the organism in Eukaryota, Metazoa, Arthropoda, Arachnida, Sarcoptiformes, Pyroglyphidae. The record is from RefSeq and is a predicted model, not a curated record.